Molecule: messenger RNA, 3296 nt
Organism: Hyaloscypha bicolor E
Lineage: Eukaryota; Fungi; Ascomycota; Leotiomycetes; Helotiales; Hyaloscyphaceae
Exons: 1
Coding region: 142-3270 (1042 amino acids)
Molecular function (GO): protein binding
Source: RefSeq, a predicted model, not a curated record
CAGGAAUCAGGCCAGGAAUCAGGCCCAGAAGAUGAUCUUGAUGACGAGCGGAUUCAGACCACUCGGGAGAAGAUUGAUGCGGCCGACGAAACUCUUCCAGGCCUUCCAUCGUUAUUGAGGGAGCUGGGAAUCCGGCUUCGCAUGCGGUUCUCAACAACUUUCGAGUUAAGCGACCUUGAAGAAGCCAUCCAUGCUAUACGAAAGGCGAUCCGUUUAACACCAUUGGAAGAUGUCUCCAAUAGGUCUGAAUUGUUAUUCGACCUUGGAGGCACAUUAGAUAUGAAAUUCUCCGAGACAGAUAACAUAUCGGACCUUGAAGAGUCCAUUAGGGCCUUGCGAGGCUGUGUCGAUGGGGCGUCAACGAAUAAAUUGAACCAGGAAUUGCGUCUUCUUGGGUUGGCUAGUGCACUCAGGACUAAAUUUUCCAAGACAGGAGCAAUGGCCGACAUCGAAGAAGCAAUCCGAGUUACCCAAGUGCUCAUUGACGGUAUCUCAGAGCCUAAAAGCCGGGCACGAAAUCUGGAGACCCUUGGCUAUCUCAACGUGUUGAGAUACGAAAGCAGUGGCGAUAUAGUCCAUCUCGACGAAGCCAUUCAAGCACUGCAAGAGGUUGUUAAAUUGACUCCACAAGAUCAUCCUUCGCGAGGACGGCGAGUUCGUGACCUUGGGGUCCGAAUGGAGAUGAGAUAUAGCAGGACGGGUGAAAUAACCGAUUUGGACACAGCAAUCCGAAUUUUGCAAGCAUCUAUCAAUUUGACACCCAUGACGGAUCCGAACCGGGCUGAGUGGCUGCACUCUUUUGCGGUCCACCUUGGGCACAGAUAUCUGAGAGUGUUGGCUUUGGCUGACCUCGAGGAAGGCAUCAGGGCCUUGGAAGAGGGGAUCGAUAUAACAGCGAAUUUUAACAACAGAAACAAAGAGCGACCAGGGUUGCUAUUUCACCUUGGAGUUCAACUUCUGUGGAAAUAUGAGAGAACGCAAGAAGCUGCCGACCUCGACAACGCCAUCCGAGUCCUACAGGACGCUAUCAAUGACCCUGGCACAACCCGAGCAGACAAGUAUCGGCGUGCAAGCUCUAUGUGCUCUCUUAGUUCUGGGCUGUUUGAUAGAUAUAAAAGGACAAGGGCAUUGGCAGACCUCGAAGAAGCCAUCCAAGUUGCGCACGAAUCCAUCCGUAUGACGGAAAGGGACAACCUGAGAGAUCCCAACCAGUCGAAUAAUCUCUCCAUCGUGAUGAAUGCUCUUGCACUCAUGCUUGAAGAGAGGUUCCUGAGGCUGGGCGAGAUGGCUGACAUAGAAGAGGCCAUCAGAGCCCAACGAGAAUGUCUCUCUGUGGCGUUUGAAAACGACCCUUCUAUUGCAGCAUGGAGGCUUCACCUUGGCCUUGAACUGGAGCACAGAUACCAAGCAACGAAUUCUAUGCCCGACCUUACAGAAGCGAUUUCGCUCUGUAUAUCCGCCUUGCAUCAGCCCAACUCGUACCCACGCACCCGCAUCAAAGCCGGCAGACAUGCAGUCCGACUAUGUGCGUUCAGAUCGGACUGGCAAGAAGCUUGUAGAGCUGCAAGCGCCGCCAUGAGUCUCAUCCCUGCCAUGAUGCUCCAAUCCCUAGAGAACUCGGACAAGCAGCGGUUGAUUGCAGAGAAUUCCGAUCUAGCUUCCGACGCAGCAGCUGUUGCCUUGAACGCAGGGGAAAGCCCGUACGUGUGCUUGCGUCUCCUGGAGCAAGGUCGUAGCAUUCUCGCAGAGUCUAUUCAGAGCCUACGGACCGAUUCCCUUGGCCUCCGCGGCAUGUACCCCGAGAUGGAGGAGAAAUAUGUCCGUCUUUGCCAAGAGCUAGACGUGCCUGACUUUGCAGAGCCUGAGGCUAAAUCAUUUUCGUGGGAAGCUCGUGCAAGCCGGCGGUACGUUGCGAGCAGAGAACUUGAGGCGUUGCUCGUUGAAAUCCGCAAACAGUCUGGAUUCGAGGACUUUCUGCUUCCUCCAACCGAAAAGGAAAUGCAGAGUGCUGCAAGCUAUGGCCCUAUUGCACUAGUCAACGUCAGCAAGUACCGCUGCGAUGCGUUGCUCGUGGAGAAGCACCAAAUCCGGUGUUUACGCUUACCUGAUCUUCACAGCAAUGACAUCGAGAGAAGAGUACAGGGUCGAAGUUUGGGCAGCCCGCUUGUUCUCCAGUGGCUUUGGGAUACCGUCACGAGCCCAGUCCUGGACGCUCUUGGAUUCAAUCACCCCCCUCUGUCUGAUGGUACAGCCUCUGGCGACUGGCCGCACGUGUGGUGGAUUCCAACCGGCCCCCUGAGGAGGUUUCCUCUCCACGCGGCGGGGCGUUACAUGGCUAAUGAGCCCCCUGACAUGUCAAUGCUCGACAGGGUCAUGUCAUCGUACAGCUUAUCCAUCAAGUCGAUGAUCCAUUCCCGGCGGCGUCAGCAAACCGUCGCCAACUCAACGCCAUCCAUAACCCCCGAAAAGAUGCUUCUCGUCGCCAUGCAAGAUACCCCAGGCCAAAAUGCUCUUCCCUUCGCAACCAGGGAAGUAGAAAUGCUGCACCGGCUGUGCAAGGAGAUGGCACUGACCCCCAUCGAGCCUGGCCGAUUCAAGGAUGACAUUGUAUUGCAUCUGCCGCACUGCAAGAUCUUCCAUUUUGCCGGCCACGGACACACCGACAACGCAGACCCUGCAAAGAGCAGUCUGCUCCUCGAUGACUGGCGGACCAACCGGUUGACGGUUGCCACGCUGAUGGGGCUCAACCUCGGCGCGCAGCAGCGGGAGCCGCCGUUCCUUGCAUACCUGUCGGCGUGUGGAACGGGCCGGACCCAAAACAACAAGUUCGUCGACGAGAGCAUCCACCUCAUCAGCGCGUGUCAACUGGCUGGGUUUCGCCAUGUCAUUGGCACGCUAUGGGAAGUCAAUGACCAAUCUUGCGUCGACGUGGCAAGGAUUACGUACGAGGGGAUGAAGGAUGGGAAGAUGAGCGAUGAGUCGGUUUGUUUAGGGCUGCAUAGGGCGUUGAGAGAACUGAAGACGCGGUGGCUGAGUACACUACCAGUUGUCGCGCCUAAUAUAACGAAAGAUUAUCCGGGCGAGGAGAGGGAGGUAGAACUACUAGACGGGAACGUAGAGACAUGCUUGCCCGAGGCGGUGAUAGUAGUGGGCAUGGCGACCGACGUAUGUGACAGAAGGGAAAGGGAGGCCAAGCUGAAGCUUGGGCAUAGAAGGAUCGAUGACUUCGCUAAGCCGUUGUACUGGGUGCCAUAUAUUCAUUUUGGGUAGCACUACUGCGUGAAUCGAAUUGUGUC